AUGAGUGAAGAUAAUAAACCUUCUUCAAAAGUUAAGGACGCUAAAAGUGUAUACGGCUAGCAAUCUCCUGACACUAGAACUAUCUACUUAAACGAUUCAAUUAGGAACGUUCAGUUCAAUUAUAAGUCAAACUAUAUCAGGACGACCAAAUACACCAAGUGGUCUUACUUUCCACUCUGUUUAUUCUAGCAAUUCAAACGUUUCGCAAAUAUUUAUUUCUUCAUUAUCGCAGUGGUACAGUCAAUAUCUAUUAUCUCUCCCUUGAAUCCAGUUACUGCUAUUGCACCACUAGUUUUUGUGGUAGCAGUCUCAAUGGUUAGAGAAGCCAUUGAAGAUUAUAUUCGCUAUCGCUCUGAUAGAGAAACUAACAGUCAAGUUGUUUACACAUUGAGAGAUGGAAAGUUUUAGGAACUCAGGUCAGAUCAAAUUGAAGUAGGAGAUCUCGUAUAUAUCAAAGAAGGAGACAUGUUUCCAGCUGAUUUGAUUAUUUUGGCAUCAAGUAAUGAGGGUGUUGGCUUUAUCUAAACAAGCUCUUUGGAUGGAGAGAAGAACUUGAAAAAGAGAAGCAGACCUAAGGGGAUAGAGAGAUAUAUCUUAAAUACAUUUGAAACAGAUAGAAUUUUGUUUGUGGGAGAAUGUGUGAGUGAAAAUCCGAAUACUGAACUUUAUCAAUAUACUGGGAAAAUUACUAUAUGCGAUGAGGUAUUCAGUCUAAAUGCAAAUCAGCUUUUACUAAAGGGAUCGUCUCUAAAGAAUACCGAUUGGGUCUUGGCAUUUGUUCUCUACACUGGUAAUGACACCAAAUUAAUGAUGAAUUCAUAAGCAGCUACAUUUAAAUAGAGUAAAAUUGAAAAGAGAAUGAACAGACUCGUUCUCUAUAUAGUUAUAGUUCAAAUUAUUCUCUGCUGCAUUCUCGCUAUUAUCGGCUCUUUCUGGUAUAGAAACGAAGAUGAUAAAGCAUAUUAUCUUACAUUUGAGUAUAAUGUUGGUACUAACGGAGUUAUAAGCUUUUUCUCUUACUUCCUCUUGCUAAAUACCCUUCUUCCAAUCUCAUUGAUUGUAUCUUUAGAAGUCGUUAAGGUUAUUCAAGCAUUUUUUAUAGUGAAUGAUGUUAAAAUAUAUUGCGCUGAAAGGGAUAGAUUUGCUAAAGUAUCUUCAACCUCUAUCAUAGAGGAACUAGGUUAGAUAAACUAUAUAUUUUCAGAUAAGACAGGCACUUUAACUAGAAAUGUGAUGGAGUUUAAGCUUAUGCAUGUUGGAGGAGAUUUAUACGGAAAUCCAGCUGAUCUCGAGGUGGUGAAACCAGGUGAUGCCACAAGUCAUGCUCUCUAGAGAUAAGUUACUAGUACUGAUACUAAAAGUGGAAUUGAAUAUGCAUUUAAGUGUGACAAGCUCUAAUAAUUAUUAGCCGGAGAUAAAAAGCAAGACUAUGAGUAGGAUUAUUGGGUGAAAUCACAAAAUGGAAAGGUUUAAUAGCAUUUCACCACUCAGAAGCAAUUAGUGAGUGAGUUUAUUAAGGUUUUGGCCUUAGCCCAUGAGUGCGUACCUGAAUUCGUUACAAAGGAUGAUGGAACAAAGAUAGUAUUCUAUUAAGGUCCAUCACCAGAUGAAGUUACAUUGGUAGACUUUGCAAAGAACCAAGGAUACUUCUUUAAAUAUACAUCAGAUACUGAAAUAAAGCUUGAUGUGACUAUAAAUGGUUCAGAUAAAGAAGUAGUCUACCCAGUUUAUAGAAAAAUGGAGUUCAAUAGUGACAGAAAGAGAAUGAGUAUAAUUUUGAAAGAUCCAUCUGAUGGACUAAUUAAGAUGUACACAAAGGGUGCUGAUAGCAUAAUUAAAAGCAGAUUAGACACUAACUAAAUUGACAAGGUAUCAUUAGGAGAGACAGAGGAUUUCCUCAAUAAAGCAUCUCUUAAAGGUCUUAGAACUUUACUAAUGGCAAUGAAAGUUAUUGAUGAGGAAGAAUACAUAGAAUUUUAGAAGAAGAUAUCUGAAGCUGAAAAAGAUGUCAUGCAAAGAGAUAAAAUGCUUGCAGGUAUUUAUGAUGAGUUUGAGAGAGGAUUAGUGCUGCUAGGAGGUACUGCUGUGGAAGAUAGACUUUAAGACAAUGUCCCAGAGACUAUUAAUGAUCUUUAAGAGGCAGGUAUUAAGAUUUGGAUGCUUACAGGGGAUAAAUUAGAGACAGCAGAAAAUAUUGGAUAUUCUUGCAAGCUUCUUAAGAAUGACAUGACUGUUUGGAAAAUGUCUACUUUGGAGGAUGUAUAGGCAGUAUGCUCAGAUGAGAGAGUCAUUUUAAACAAUCAAAUGCUAAUUGAGUAGAAAAAGCGUGGACUCUUAGUAGAGGCUUAAGCUUUGAACAUUAUACUGGCUAAUUUCAAUUUCAAAAAGAAUUUCGUCAAAAUCGCUAAGUCUUGCGAAGCUGUUAUAUGCUGUCGUGUGUCACCUAGACAAAAAGCAGAUGUAGUUAGAAUUAUUAAAGAUGAUGAUGAUCAAGCUAUUACUCUAGCUAUUGGUGAUGGAGCAAAUGAUGUUAGUAUGAUUUUAGAAGCUCACAUUGGAGUUGGUCUAUAUGGUAAUGAGGGAAUGAGAGCAGUGUAAAGUGGAGAUUUUGCCUUAGGAGAAUUCUAAUUUUUAUGGAGAUUACUCUUAGUUCAUGGCAGAUGGUGCUACCUCAGAAAUGCAGAACUCAUACUAUAUUUCUUUUAUAAGAAUCUAGUUUUCACCAUUCCACAAUUUAUGUUUGCUUAUUUAAACGGCUUCUCUGGUUAAACAUUUUACGAUGAUUACUAUAUUACAUGCUACAAUAUGAUCUUUACAGCAUUACCAUUAAUGGCAAAGGCUGUAUGGGAAUAGGACAUCAAUCCUUAAACUGAUGGAGUAGAUCUUAACCCUUUCCUUCCAAAACUUUACUAUGUUGGACAAAAAAGCACUAUAUUCACCUGGGGCAACUAUUUCAUUUUCGUUAUAAAUGGAUUAGCCCACUCAGUCAUUGUUUUUGUGAUUCCUUACUAUGUUUAUUCUUUUGCAAUUAUUACUAAAAAUGGAACCAACGCAGAUAUGUGGAUAUUCUCAGUCACAUCAUUUAGUUGUGUUAUCUUUAUUGUAACAUUAAAACUAAUGGUCUUUAUGAGAUACUACAGUAAAUGGAACUUUGUUGCCAUAUUUUUACUCUCUCUUACAAUUUAUUAUGCAUUUAUUUGGAUAGCGAAUCUUUUCUCAGUUACAUACACCUAUUAAACUAUGCUUCCUUUACAUAAGGCUCCUCAUUAUUUCCUGACCGUAUUCCUUUGCUGUGGCACUUGCUUUAUUGUUGAUCUUUUCAUAACUGGAUUUAAAUUUAACUUCCUAACCACUCCUACUGACUAUUUAAGAACAAUAGUCAAUUCAGGCAAGAAAAUCGGAGACCAUAAGAAGGAAUUCGAUAAAAUCUUUGCAAAGAUCAAGACAUAUUAUGUUGGAGAAGAUAUGAAACGUGAGCAAGAGCUUGAACAAAGACGCGAAGAGAUAGCAAAACUUCUCGAGAAGCAAGAUCUAUCAAAAAAUCCUUUUAAGGUCAAACCCGAGUAAAUGAAUAAUAACCAUUGA
Stylonychia lemnae is the source of this 3585-nucleotide messenger RNA. The record is from the annotation of a GenBank genome assembly. Lineage: Eukaryota; Ciliophora; Spirotrichea; Sporadotrichida; Oxytrichidae.